This is a messenger RNA of Trichomonas vaginalis G3, 435 nucleotides long. RefSeq names its product RNA binding. The transcript has a single exon. Gene Ontology annotation, cellular component: nucleus; ribonucleoprotein complex; cytosol. Gene Ontology annotation, molecular function: poly(U) RNA binding; poly(A) binding; mRNA 3'-UTR binding. Lineage: Eukaryota; Parabasalia; Trichomonadida; Trichomonadidae. The coding region runs from base 1 to 435 and encodes 144 amino acids. The record is from RefSeq and is a predicted model, not a curated record.
AUGGAAAAAAGAUUGCGUAUUCUUGAUAGCAUGUACAAAGCCACAGCUCCCCGCCAGGAGCUUGCAGAUGCUACUAUUAACGGCAAACCAAUCUCAAUCGAAGCAUAUGUAAAGAAAGAUAACCCGAAUAAGCCACAGUACGUCAACAGAAAGAGCGGAAUGAAUGAUGUGUUCACAAACAUAUUCAUCCGUAAUCUCCCUGACUCCGUUCGCUCUUUAGCUGACUUGGUAACAUUAUUCGUCGACUUCGGACCAGUUAUCUCUGCCCGUAUUAUUUUAGACAAAAAGGCCGGAUUUUGCAACAUGGCAGACCAUGAUUCCGCUGUCCGCGCCCUUAAUGGACUUAACGGCAAGAUUCUUUACGGAAAUACCCUUAUUACAUGCAGAGCAUUGACCAAAGAGGAGCGCUUGGCUUUCCACCAGAAGAGCGCUUAA